CUACAGGAGGGUGGCAGCGACCUACUGGCACACGGAUUUGUGCCCAGGGCUACUAGUUUUCCCAUAAAGAUAGCAUUGAACUUUUCUAUUAGCAUACCCUGAAGCUUUCCUGCUUGGCAUUGGUCGCAGAAUUGAAACCAGAAAUUCACUGCAAAUUCAGAAAACAACUGCACAUUGAAUUUAAGGUGAGAAUAUUAAAAGAAUCACGACCAGUGAUAUUAGACUUGGAUUUCUUUAUCUUUUUAGACAUCAUGGCUUUACUACCAGCCAUUCUUUCCAGCCUAUUCACAAUACAAUUUGUUCUAGGAUAUUUUGCCAAUGGCUUCAUAGCACUGGUGAACUGCAUUGACUGGGUCAAGAGACAAAAGAUCUCCUGCGCUGAUGGAAUUCUCACUGCUCUGGCUGUCUCCAGAAUUUGUUUGCUCUGUGUAUUAGUACUAAAUUGGUAUGCAAUUGUAUUUAAUCUAGCAUUUUAUAGUUUAGAUGUAAAACUUAUAUUUCAUAUUGCCUGGAUGACAAGCCACCAUUUUAGUCUGUGGCUUGCUACUAGCCUUAGCAUAUUUUAUUUGCUCAAGAUAGCCAAUUUCUCCAGCCUUUUAUUUCUUCACCUCAAAUGGAGAGCUGAAAGAGUGGUUAUCAUGAUACUGUUGGGGGCUUUGGUCUUCUUGGUUUUUCAUCUUGCAGUGGUAGGCACAGAUGAAAAAAUGCAGAUGAAUGAAGAUAAAGGAAACAUCACUUGGGAGACUAACUUGGGGGACAUUAUGCACCUUUCAAAUCAGACUUUAUUCAUGCUUGCAAACUUCAUACCCUUUACUAUGUCCCUGGCAGCUGUUCUGCUGUUAAUCUUUUCCAUGUGGAAACAUCUGAAGAACAUGCAGCUCAGUGGCAAAGGAACUCAAGAUCCCAGCACCGAGGUCCACAUAAGAGCCAUGCAAACUGUGAUCUCCUUUCUCUUGGUAUUUUUCAUUUUUUUCUUCACUCAAAUCAUCUCACUUUGGAAUUCGAGUACUCAGCAGAACAAUUCGCUUCACAUGGUUUGCAAGGUUCUUGGAAUCCUGUAUCCGUCAAGCCACUCAUUUAUUCUGAUUUGGGGGAAUAAGAAGCUGAGACAGGCCUUUCUGUCAUUUCUGUGGCAGUUGAGGUGCUGGUUGAGGAAAGGGAAAUAAGUGGGGCACCUUGUGUCUUUUGGCAGAAAACAAACUGAUGGAGUCCAUAACAUUUGUACUUCCUACAUAUUUCUUAGUGUGUAUAGA
Molecule: messenger RNA, 1253 nt
Organism: Myotis brandtii (Brandt's bat)
Lineage: Eukaryota; Metazoa; Chordata; Mammalia; Chiroptera; Vespertilionidae
Product: taste receptor type 2 member 46-like
Exons: 1
Coding region: 252-1166 (304 amino acids)
Biological process (GO): detection of chemical stimulus involved in sensory perception of bitter taste; G protein-coupled receptor signaling pathway; sensory perception of taste
Cellular component (GO): membrane
Molecular function (GO): G protein-coupled receptor activity; bitter taste receptor activity
Source: RefSeq, a predicted model, not a curated record